UUAAAUCUGAGCGAGGUCAGGUCAUUCACGUGAAAGCAGGUUUGCAGGUUUGGAGGAUACAAUGUUCAAAUUCGCCGGCUACUACUUAUUUGAUAAAACACUUAAAGUGGAAAGUACGUCGCUCAUUCUUGGUAGCGACCAGUUCACCCAAGUGGCAUCCCAGCCGGACCUUGAUGACGACUCGAACUGGAUUGAAAUAAAAUGGCCCACGAGAAAAGAACCAAACAGGACGAUUCCUACAAAGAACUUGUGUCGAAGAAGAAUUUCUUCCUUCUCGGUAAGGAUAUCUGGGCCGAGGAGGAAAGCAGGGGUGUGCGCAUGAAAAAGAAAAUGUGUGAGACCGACGUAGUGAAGCCUAAAACGAAGCUGACAGAUGUUAAUACUGGUCAUGGCAUGGCACCUGGAAUGAAUGAAAUCAUGUCAUCCCUUCACGAUCUGCCGGAAAUGAUUAAAUUAAUGAGGGAGUGUGUGGAGUGUGUCCGGGCAUUGAUGUCCUCGUUUAGGGGGACUCCUUCAUCUGCAGCGUCAUCAUCUUCUGUGGACAGUGAAAUUGAAAUGCACCCCUUGGCAGGCAGCACAGUGACUGUUUCAAAGAGGGCCUUCCUGCUGCUGAAUAGAUCUCGCAUGACCAUUUUUGCCCAGGAGCUGGCUGUCCUGGUAUUCACAAAGGAGGGCCUUGCACAGUCCACCCUAACUGGAAAGUCUGGGAGGGGGGGAGCACCAAAAACACAGCUUGAUGUUGACAAAGUGCAGGCUAUUACAGAAAACAGGUUUCAGCAGGUCUGCCUAAACCAGCUGAGGGACCACUGCAUAAGCUCCGACCUGGGGACUUUGUGGUGAUCAAAAGCUUCAGGAGGAAGAACUGGCAGUCCAGACGCUGGGAAGGACCCUUCCAGAUCCUCCUGGUCACUCACACAGCAGUCAAGGUCGCAGAACAAGCCACGUGGGUGCACGCAACACGCUGCAAACAAGUUCCGGACCCAGGAGAGGUGCCAGGUUCGCUAACACCUGCAACAAGUGACGAGCAGGUUCCCUGCUGAGUCACCUACGAGGGAAAUUGAUUCAGAGACCAACCUGACAGACGGCGUUCUGAGAGAUAGCAAUCUCUGAAAUCAAUCGGGGGAAAACUGGAGUUUUUCUCAUUGAUUUGCAACACACUGAAAGGAGGAGAGAAAGUGUGACCAACAUACUGGUAUUGUACCUUUGACACAGCACAUUCCUGAACAACACUCAUUCUGUUGAGCUCUGACACUCACAGCACAUUCCUUGUUUUCCUUACACUGAGGAACUGUUGACAUUCCUCUGUGACACAGAGCAGUGUGCUCAGGCACACACACACACACAGGAGCAGAGUGCUGUGAUAUGCACAUGAUGGAGCAGCACGAGAAACUACUGAAAUGGUACCCUCCGAGGAGAUUCGGGGGGGUCCAAAUUUGUACUGGGUUUAGUCUUCAUUACUGCAUUUGUGAUCUUUGCAUUCAUAAAGUUAGAAAAAUAUAAUAAACCGCUGACUGAAAUAACCAUUUUUUCCAACACCACUUCUCCCAAUGACACAGACACACCCAGACACACUAGGAACACUAGUGAGGAGCAUGGGAGGGGAAAGCGAGUGACGCGUUCCACAGUUUCUGUGUCUAGGAGUAGAUGGCGUUCAGAGUACAACAGGUAUCACAGAGCUAAUGUUACUAUCAUGGUCAACACUACAUCCACUCUUAUGCUUCAACCCUGUGACUAUGUGUGGUGCGGGGAGAAAGGAGCAUCAAUCGGAGAGAGAGAGGUAUAUGUAUGUUACAUUGCAGUGAUAAUGGAUUUAGGAUACUACAAGAGAAGCAGGCUGUUUGGGUUACGGGUGAUGUAGGUUGGGGCUAUGAAGUUCCUAACGACCACACAAACCUAACCAAUAGAUUGUCAAUAAAGAAAGUAAACUAUUCCUCAACAGGCAUCUUGUUAACAUUGACCAAUGCUCAGUAUUCCGACCAAGGUUACUUCGUUGUGUGUAUUAUGACCUUAGGGAGGCUUCCCUGCGGAUCUUUCUACCUUGAAGUAAUCUCACCUCACACAUUUCACACAGAAUCAACACAUUUGACGCAGACUUUUGAUCUUCUGAUGAGAAUGAUGCAUUCUCCAGAAUCAUGUUCAAGAAGCUCUAAACAGGUUGUUGCAGCGUGUAAAGCAUGUUUCCUUCA
This is a messenger RNA of Perca flavescens (yellow perch), 2186 nucleotides long. RefSeq lists its product as uncharacterized. Bases 202 to 840 code for a protein of 212 amino acids. The transcript is spliced from 6 exons. The record is from RefSeq and is a predicted model, not a curated record. Gene Ontology annotation, molecular function: DNA binding. Lineage: Eukaryota; Metazoa; Chordata; Actinopteri; Perciformes; Percidae.